AAUCUAACAAUCAAUAAUCAUUUAUUAUUUAAUGAUUUUUUCUCAUACUAUAUACUUAAUCUUAAUAAAGUAAUAAUAUAUUAAGAAUACAAUGUCUCUCGAUGAUAACAGUAUUUCGUUAUUUACUAAUAUUUGCUAAUAUUACUAAAAUUUGCAUGCAAUGAAAUAUUAAUGGAAUAUUUUAUUCAUGUUGCAUAGAUUUUGCAUUGCACAUCAUUGAAUAUCGUGCUACUACAAAUCGCAACUUGUUUGUCUCAUUUUGUAGACGAUCUAAUUAUAUCAGUACAUGUUGACCAUGUAUUUCCUUGAACAGAACAAAUCGAUCGCGUGUCAUCUGUGUGCUGGCAUUGAACGAUUCUCUUUAUAUCGACAAGUGCUGUUUCGUUCAUCCUCAUAGUUAGAUGCCUCGUGAUUCUGCUUGAAAUCAUAUGAUUUCUUGCCGCGCGUAAUAUCUGUGUAUAUGUAUUUGAGCUGAGUGUAUUGAGAUCUCUAAAACUCUAUAUCGAUAUAAGUAAUAUAACACUGAUUAUAUCGAAGAGAUGAUAAUUAUAUAUAUAUGUAUAUAUAUCAUCUUAUAUAAAUAAUAUUAAAAGACAAUCUGUGAAUUAGAAGCAAAUUCUCUGCAUAUCAUCUUGUUUUUUUGCUAAAAAUAGUUACAAAAGCUCUUUGCAGACAAUGUAUUCAUUGGCCAUCGAGAAGCAACAAGUGCUGAUGCUAUUUCUAAUCGAGAUUUUCUUAAUCGUGCUAAUUGGGUCAAUCAUGAUGUAUGGUCCGGAAGCAAAUGCCAAUUUAUUGAAAAAUCAUACUGGUAUCACUGACAAAAAUAAGCAAACCGAAAAACCGGAUGAAGAUCCAUUGCAUAUUUAUCCAAUGUAUCAAGAUGUCCACGUGAUGAUUUGGAUCGGCUUUGGCUUCCUAAUGACAUUCCUCAAGCGAUACAGUCAGAGCGCUGUAGGCCUGACCUUCCUUGUUGGUGCGAUACUGGUUCAAGUAGCUCUAAUUUGCGACGGCGUGACGCAAAUGAAAUUGACCAAAAAAGCUUAUCUCUCUUUAGAAAGUCUUCUUAGUGCCGACGUCGCUGUUGCUACGCCGCUCAUUUCUAUGGGUGCAAUCCUGGGUAAGGUGACAUACAUGCAACUGAUAUUUAUGGGAAUAGUGGAACUAAUCAUGUUUACCAUUAACAAGUACAUAGGCGAGCAAUUAUUUAUGGCAGUCGAUGCUGGUGAUAGCAUGUUUGUUCACGUUUUUGGUGCAUAUUUUGGAUUAGCUAUCAGCUUUGCAUUUGGAAUGAAGGAACAACCAAAAGAACAUGAAUUUGAAGGAUCGUCUUAUCAAUCAGAUAUAUUUGCUAUGAUCGGUACGAUAUUUUUAUGGCUAUUCUGGCCGUCAUUUAACAGCGCGGCAUUGAAAGGGGAUGAUCAACAGCGGGCUAUAAUCAAUACUCUGCUAUCAAUAUCUGCUAGCUGUGUAAUCGCAUUCGCCGUAUCCGCAGUGGUUUCCAAAGACAACAAAUUCAACAUGGUGCAUGUGCAGAAUUCGACUUUGGCUGGUGGUGUAGCCAUCGGUACAGCUGCAGGUAUGAUGUGUCAACCAGUGGGUGCUCUGAUUAUCGGCGCUUUAUCUGGCCUAAUUAGCGUAAUGGGAUAUAAAUAUCUUACGCCAAUCAUACAAAGACGACUUCACAUACAUGAUACUUGCGGAGUACAUAAUUUACAUGGAAUGCCAGGCGUGCUUGCUGCACUUUUUGGCGCCCUUAUGGCAGGUUUAGCUUCGGAAUCUUCUUACGGUGUUGCUUUAUAUAAGAUAUUUCCCGCGCUAGCGCCGAAUUCAGAGGCAAAAAUUAGCGAGAUGAGAGACAAUUACGGUAUAACACCGGGACUUAAUAGGACAGCAUAUCAACAAGCAGUAUAUCAACUACUGUCGCUGGCAGUCACCAUUGUGAUCUCCAUUAUAUCUGGAUUAAUAACUGGUUUACUUCUACGUACGUCCAUGUGUGGUUGGGUUACCGAUAAACAAAAAUUUGAUGACCGGUUUGUUUGGGAAUUUGAAGAACAAUCCCAGGACGAAUCACCCGGGAAAAAUCGAAAAGAUAACUCUCAUGCCAGCAAUCAAAUAGCAAUAGGCCAUUUUUAAAAUAUGAAUGUUUGUGAAAUAUUUAAGUUUGCAUAUAUAUAAAUACUAUUAUUAAAUAUUACAUAUAAUAGUAUAUUUCAAUAUUUAUUGUUAAAAUUUCUUAUAUACUUAAUGAUUUUCUUUCUAAUUCUAUAUAUGUAUCUAUUUUCCAUAAAAGCAUUGUUGCAAAUAAUUGUAAAAAAACACAUUAUUUUACGACAUUAAUAUAUAUACAUGCAUAUACAUAUAUGUUCAUAUAUAUAUAUAUAUAUAUAUAGGCGUGUCACGCACACUACCAGGCGCGCGGCUCAUCAACGUGCGCCUGGCUAAAGAUCAGCGAUGAUUGGCCAGACUUUACUCAAUAAUAAUUAUUUAUUAAGCGUUAUACAAAAAAAUGAUAAAGGACUUUUCGACUUGGUUUGAUCCGCUCUAUCUGUACACGAGUUUUAUCCUCAUUAAUUUGGGACAUCCUGUAUAUACAUAUGUAUAUACAUACAUAUAUCAAAAAAAUCAAUAAAAGAAUAAAAUAAA
Molecule: messenger RNA, 2643 nt
Organism: Cataglyphis hispanica
Lineage: Eukaryota; Metazoa; Arthropoda; Insecta; Hymenoptera; Formicidae
Gene: Rh50
Product: ammonium transporter Rh type A
Exons: 11
Coding region: 676-2133 (485 amino acids)
Biological process (GO): ammonium homeostasis; ammonium transmembrane transport
Cellular component (GO): plasma membrane
Molecular function (GO): ammonium channel activity
Source: RefSeq, a predicted model, not a curated record